Molecule: messenger RNA, 411 nt
Organism: Helobdella robusta
Lineage: Eukaryota; Metazoa; Annelida; Clitellata; Rhynchobdellida; Glossiphoniidae
Exons: 3
Coding region: 1-411 (136 amino acids)
Source: RefSeq, a predicted model, not a curated record
AUGGACCUAAGAGCUGAGGUGUCUUCAUUUUUGCAAAAAAAAGAAAAGAGUUUAUCAGGUGAUUUUGAGAAGACAGAUUUCAUAAUUAAUAUUGCAUAUUUAGCUGAUAUGUUCACAAUUUUAAACGAUUUUAAUCUUUGUUUGGAAGGACAAAAAAAUGACAUGGUCCUGACAAAAGUAUUUGUCGGGACCAUAAUCAUAAUCAUUGUCAGUCUCGUGGCCGAGCGGUUAACGUGUCCGUCUACUACUCCCACGACCUGGGUUCGAAUCCAGCAGGUUCAUCCGGAUAGCCGACUCCCGGCCAACUCAGUCGACUAUCUUUCCGAGGGGGCCAAAAUUGUUGGUAGCGUGGCCAAAAUUAGGCUGGCGACCUUUUUUGAUAUAAAAUGGCGUUUUUUAUGCAAAAGCUGA